GAUAUCGCGUGUGUAAUGGCGGGCCGUGUUGUUAGCAGUUGUCAGUAAAUAUCAAUUAUUACCGUAUAUCGAUAAAUAUUAGAUAUGUGACUCAAUAGCGAAUUAAUUAAUUACUUCUAUUAAAAAUUACACAACAUUAUUGUUUUAUGCGAGAUUAUUUGUUGAAGAACGUAAAAGAGAAAGAGCGAGAGAAAGAAGAAAGUAAGUUAUGAAUAACGCUGAGGAGAAUUCAGAAGGUAGUAAUGACUCUUCUCCGCCAAAACGAAUUAAAGAUACGCCCUUUCAGUCUGCCUUUAGCAACUUAAAAAAAUCCGAGUUUUUUAAAGAACCAAUUUCAAAUUCUACACUUGAAACUUCAACUGCAACAAUUUCUGGUAGAACCAAUGCUGUUCUUGUUAGUCCAAAACAGAAAGGAAAUCCAUUAUUAAAAUUUAUAACCAAUGUUCCAUGGGAAUUUUCAAACAUUGUGCCAGAUUAUGUAAUGGGAAGAACUGUUUGUGCACUUUUUUUAUCAAUCCGUUAUCAUCAAUUGAAUCCUGAUUAUAUCCACGAAAGACUCAAGUCGCUAGGCAAUGCUUAUAAUCUACGAGUACUCUUGGUACAGGUAGAUAUUGCCGAUCCUCAUCAUGUCUUGAAACAUUUAACAAGGAUAUCUAUUCUCGCUGAUAUGACGAUAAUGUUGGCAUGGAAUGCAGAAGAUGCUGGGAAAAUUAUUGAAACAUAUAAAAGAUACGAAGUUAAACCACCCGACGAUAUCAUGGAACGCAGCGAUAGUGCACCUCAUCAAAAGUUGAUCGGUGCCUUAACCACAGUAAGAUCCGUUAAUAAAACAGACGCAAUGACUCUGUUGUCAACGUUUGGCACCUUGGACGAUAUAGUGAGAGCGCAACCGAAUACUUUGGCCCUGUGCCCGGGAUUCGGUCUGCAUAAAGCUCAGAAACUUUAUAAAGCAUUACACGAGCCAUUCCUGCGCAGUUCGAAAUGAACGAAAUACUUUUGUACAUAGGGCGGCUGAAUAUUGUCGCAUUAAUAUUUAAGCAAAUUGAAAUAACUAAUUGUGUAAAUAAAAAAUUAAU
Molecule: messenger RNA, 1076 nt
Organism: Harpegnathos saltator (Jerdon's jumping ant)
Lineage: Eukaryota; Metazoa; Arthropoda; Insecta; Hymenoptera; Formicidae
Gene: Ercc1
Product: DNA excision repair protein Ercc1
Exons: 6
Coding region: 209-985 (258 amino acids)
Biological process (GO): UV-damage excision repair; mitotic recombination
Cellular component (GO): nucleotide-excision repair factor 1 complex; ERCC4-ERCC1 complex; nucleus
Molecular function (GO): damaged DNA binding; single-stranded DNA binding
Source: RefSeq, a predicted model, not a curated record